This is a messenger RNA of Daphnia pulicaria, 2580 nucleotides long. RefSeq names its product transducin beta-like protein 3. Gene Ontology annotation, molecular function: U3 snoRNA binding; protein binding. NCBI's taxonomy places the organism in Eukaryota, Metazoa, Arthropoda, Branchiopoda, Diplostraca, Daphniidae. The coding region runs from base 116 to 2518 and encodes 800 amino acids. The transcript is spliced from 15 exons. Gene Ontology annotation, biological process: endonucleolytic cleavage in 5'-ETS of tricistronic rRNA transcript (SSU-rRNA, 5.8S rRNA, LSU-rRNA); endonucleolytic cleavage to generate mature 5'-end of SSU-rRNA from (SSU-rRNA, 5.8S rRNA, LSU-rRNA). The record is from RefSeq and is a predicted model, not a curated record. Gene Ontology annotation, cellular component: small-subunit processome; nucleolus; 90S preribosome.
AGACGAAAAUAUCCUAGUAAGUGUUUGUAAGACACGUGUUUGGUUUGUAAUUGUGACUGUUGUAAUAUUUUCAAUUAAAUUCAGUAACAUCCAAUUUCAAUUGUACAUCUAUAACAUGGCCCCUCCUCCAGAACGUCUCAAAGCCAAUUACAAUGUGUCUGUCAAAUUGGAGCCUUUUUUCACUGGUGGUAAAGUUCAGGUCAGCAAAGAUGGUGAGUUCUUGCUCUGCCAAUGUGGUGACAGAAUUCAAGUUAUAGACACCAAGUAUGGGAAAACCAUAAGAAGCCUCAUACAAGAAGAAGAUGAAGUUAUUACCUUUGUCAUUGGCUCUGAUGAUGAAACUUUAAUUUCCAGUCACAAAUCUAGUUUGCUAAGGCACUGGAACUGGAAAGACGGCAGUGUUGUUAGGACAUGGAAAUCCUUACAUCUUACUCCAGUUGUUGAACUUGCAUUUGACACUACAACAACGUUAGUUGCUAGUGGAGGAACUGAUGGCUCAUUGAAAGUAUGGGAUAUUAGAAGACAGUACUGCACUCACAACCUCAAAGGUGGUAGUGGAGUUUACAGCAUUGUAAAAUUUCAUCCUGAUCCUAAAGUGUCAAUAAUCUUUGGAGCUUCUAUGGACUGCAAAAUAAGAUGUUGGGAUUUGAACACUUCAAAACUAAUCGGAAUGUUAGAAGGCCAUUUUAGUGUUGUCACAGGACUAACCAUUUCCAACACCUUAAAACAAGCUGUUUCGUCUGGGCGUGAUAAAGUUUUAAUUUUUUGGGAUUUAUCUACCUUUUCUCAACUUCGGAUCAUUCCAACUUACGAAUGUACCGAAUCGUUAAUCCCCAUUGAAUUUGGUAAACUUGUGCCACAUUUGAAUGUUACUGAUGUAAAAAGUCCGCACGUCAUUACUGCGGGGGAGAAAGGCUGUCUACGCGUGUGGAAUGUGAAGAGUGGAAUUGAAGUAUUUACUCAGACCGAUUCGCUGGUCACUCAGCCUAUCGUGGAAGGGGCACCAACCAUCACUCAGCUGGAGUAUAACGAAACCAAUGACCACCUUUACGUUAUCACGUUUGAUCAUAACAUCAUAGUGCAUCAAAGAAAGGACUUGGCGCUUGUGAAACAAUACGCAGGAUACAACGAUGAUAUUUUAGACAUCGCCUGGUUUGGCGAAGGAGAAACUCAUUUGGCAGUGGCUACAAACAGCAUCCACGUUAAAGUCUACGACAUUGAAACGAUGAAUUGCACGCUUUUAAAAGGUCAUACCGAUCUAGUACUAGCUCUUGCGACUUCGAAAUCAGAUUUUAGCAUCCUGGUCACCAGUAGCAAGGACAACUCCGUUCGAGUAUGGAAAAUGUCACAAUCUCCUUUCGAGAUAACCUGUAUUGCCCAAGGCAACGCUCACACCGGCUCUGUUGGUUCAGUAGCGCUAAGUCGGACAAAACUUUCAUUCUUAGUUAGUGGAAGUCAGGAUACCUGCCUAAAAAUGUGGAAGUUGAGCCCAACACAAAAUGAAGACGAUGAUAACCUGUCGGUUUUGCACACAGUUGUGGCACACGACAAAGACAUAAACGCUGUUUGCAUAUCUCCGAAUGAUAAUUUGAUAGCCUCUGGGUCACAGGAUAAAGUUGCUAAAAUUUGGAACAGUUCUGAUUUGAAAUUAUUGGGUGUGCUGCGUGGACAUCGGCGGGGGUUGUGGGCCGUCCAGUUUUCUCCAGCCGACCAGAUCUUAGCUUCUGGGUCCACGGAUGGAAAUAUCAUGCUCUGGAGUCUAAUCGAUUAUUCUUGCCUAAAGACUUUAGAAGGGCAUGAAAGCUCAGUUUUGCGGAUACAUUUCGUUUCAAAAGGAUACCAGUUGGUCAGUGCUGCAUCAGAUGGACUAAUAAAAUUAUGGACUAUCAAGACUAGUGAGUGCGUUGCCACUAUGGAUGCGCAUCAAAGCAAAGUGUGGGCUUUAGCAGUUAAGUCUGAUGACUCGUUGUUGGUAAGCGGAGCUGGAGACUCGACACUUAUCUUAUGGAAAGACGUGACGAAAGAAGAAAGAGAAGCCGCAGUUCAAGAAAAAGAAAAAAGAAUUUUAGAAGAACAACAAUUGGCUAACUUAAUGCAAAAAGGUUUACUCUUAGAAGCGCUUGGAUUGGCUAUUCACUUGGAUCAACCCUUCCGGACUCUAAACAUUCUUAAAGAUUUGAUGGAUCAAGGCGAAGUUGCAUUAGCUGACUUGGAAAAGAUGGUAGUAAAGUUAUCGACCAAUCAAAAAGACAGCCUUCUACGCUAUUCGACAACGUGGAAUACAAAUAGCAGACAUUGCCAUCAAGCACAGAUGGUGAUUAAUAUUCUAUUAGCCAACCAUACAGCAGAUGAGCUUUUCAGUCUACCUUCAAUGAGAGGCGCUAUUGCGGGAUUGCUUAUGUACAACGAACGUCACAUGCAAAGGAUCAACCGAUUACGUCAAAACACGGCUAUACUUCCAUACACUGCGGCCAAAAUUCAAGCCACACGUGGUGAAGAAGUCAUGGAAACGAACUGAAAAGGUUUGUUGGUGGUUCUUGAUCUAUUAUUAAACGGAAUAGAUGACACUUCUUAAACAAU